CCUCAGGAGGGGUCAAGUCUCCUCUCUCAGACAGCAGAGAAGAAAGUAAGAUUUGUGUCACAGCCCCGAAGUCUUUUCCUCUCUGUCUCGUUGAUUGGAGAGUUAAUUGGUCAAGGUGCAGCACAGGAGCAGGAGAUGUUCUCCCGACUGAGAGCAGCCGCCGCCCCGUGCGCGAUGGCGCGCCGCGGCAUCCACAUGAAGGAGAAGGGGAAGCCACUGAUGCUAAACCCGCGGACAAACAAGGGAAUGGCCUUUACCUUACACGAGCGGCAAAUGCUUGGGCUGCAAGGACUUCUACCUCCUAAAAUAGAGACCCAGGACAUCCAAGCCUUACGGUUCCACAAGAAUCUGGCAAAAAUGACAGACCCCUUGGAGAAGUACAUCUAUAUAAUGGGCAUCCAGGAGAGAAAUGAAAAACUGUUCUAUAGGGUGUUACAGGACGACAUUGAACGGCUGAUGCCAAUUGUGUACACACCAACAGUAGGCCUUGCCUGCUCCCAGUACGGGCACAUCUUCAGGAGACCAAAGUUGUGUGUGGGGUGUUGUUUUUUUUUCUGUCCCCAGGCUGUUGUCGUCACUGACGGAGAAAGAAUAUUGGGUCUGGGAGACCUAGGAGUGUAUGGGAUGGGAAUUCCAGUAGGAAAACUGUGUUUGUAUACAGCCUGUGCAGGAAUACAUCCAGACAAAUGCUUGCCUGUGUGCAUCGACGUUGGAACUGAUAACACAACACUCUUAAAAGACCCGUUUUACAUGGGCCUGUACCAGAAGAGGGAUCGCUCGCAGGUCUACGAUGACCUGAUUGAUGAAUUUAUGGAAGCCAUUACAGACAGGUAUGGCCAGAACACGCUUAUCCAGUUUGAAGACUUUGGAAACCACAACGCUUUCCGUUUCUUAAGAAAAUACAGAGAGAAAUACUGCACCUUCAAUGACGAUAUCCAAGGGACAGCUUCAGUGGCCUUGGCAGGACUGCUGGCAGCACAGAAGGCCACUGGCAGACCACUUACAGAGCAGAAGGUGCUGUUCCUUGGGGCAGGAGAGGCUGCCCUGGGAAUUGCAAACCUCAUUGUUAUGGCUAUGGUGGAAAGUGGUGUUUCUGCCGAGGAAGCCUACGGAAGGAUAUGGAUGUUUGACAAACACGGUUUGCUGGUCCAGGACCGAGAACAAAAGGUGGAUUCCAACCAAGAACCGUUUACACACCGGGCUCCAGAGCAGAUACCAAAGACGUUUGUAGAGGCGGUUACUGUUGUUUCUGUAAUUUUAGGAGUGGCGGGGGCUGGGAGGCUCUUCUCCCACGAGGUGAUCAAAGCCAUGGCUGCCAUCAACGAUCGACCCAUCAUAUUCGCGCUGAGCAACCCCACGGUGAAGGCUGAGUGCACGGCAGAGGAGGCAUACACGUUAACAGAGGGCCGUUGCUUGUUUGCCAGUGGCAGUCCCUUUGACCUGGUGACUCUGAAGGACGGGAGGACCUUCAAGCCCGGCCAAGGAAACAACGCUUACAUUUUCCCAGGCGUGGCUCUGGCUGUGAUCCUCAGCAGCGUCCGGCACAUCAGCGACAAGGUUUUCCUAGAGGCUGCUAAGGCACUGGCGGAACAGCUGAGUGAUGAAGAGCUUGCACAAGGAAGACUUUACCCUCCACUGUCCAAUAUCAGGGAAGUUUCUAUUUCUAUUGCUGUCAAGGUGAUGGAGUUUUUGUACGCCAACAACAUGGCUUUCCACUACCCCGAGCCCGAGGACAAGAACCGCUACGUCCGCUCCAAGGUCUGGACCUACGAGUACGAGUCCUUCAUGCCAGACGUGUACGACUGGCCCGAGUCCAAGGUCCACUGAGGCACCGCCGCGUCGCACUCCUCAGGCAGCACCUGAUACUCUGCAGGGAUCCCAUUUUUCAGACCAACUUAAAUCAUAAUCUCUAAUUUAUUUUCGCUCGUUUCGUUGUCUUUCCCCCCCCUCCCGGCCCCCUCUUUACUCUGUUUUUUUUUCACUCCGCGUUGCUUUCCCCCCCCCCCCCCCCCCCUUCCCCCCCCCCCCCCCCCCAGUUCACCUGUUAAACUGUAUGGAUGAUGGCAUCCUGCCACAGGGAUGAGAGAGCCCUCCAAAAUGAAUUUGAACGAUGACAUUGUAUUUCUAGCUUAGAGCCAGCGCCACACCGAAGAAUUCCAUUAAUGAUGUUUUAGCCAAACGCGUUUGACGAUGAGCUUAUGGCUCUCCCUCAUCGCUGCCUGAUCUCCCGAAUGAUUUAUUUCUGCCUUUAAUAAUCAGUCUUCUAAUUGCCCUGGCGUGGUCACGCUGUGACAUCAACAGAGAGCACUUGUCAAAAAAAAAAAA
Molecule: messenger RNA, 2325 nt
Organism: Corapipo altera (White-ruffed manakin)
Lineage: Eukaryota; Metazoa; Chordata; Aves; Passeriformes; Pipridae
Gene: ME2
Product: malic enzyme 2
Exons: 16
Coding region: 136-1827 (563 amino acids)
Biological process (GO): malate metabolic process; pyruvate metabolic process
Cellular component (GO): mitochondrion
Molecular function (GO): malate dehydrogenase (decarboxylating) (NAD+) activity; NAD binding; malate dehydrogenase (decarboxylating) (NADP+) activity
Source: RefSeq, a predicted model, not a curated record